Messenger RNA from Maniola jurtina (meadow brown), 9276 nucleotides. RefSeq names its product WD repeat and FYVE domain-containing protein 2 (gene Wdfy2). Gene Ontology annotation, molecular function: protein binding; metal ion binding. The record is from RefSeq and is a predicted model, not a curated record. Bases 114 to 1370 code for a protein of 418 amino acids. The transcript has 9 exons. Lineage: Eukaryota; Metazoa; Arthropoda; Insecta; Lepidoptera; Nymphalidae.
UAAUUUUUGUCAACACUGAAAAUUGAAAUGUCAAAAUUAUUAUGACGUUUUCUUUUUCAUUCUCCGAAAGAAGUGACGAAUAAAGUGUUUAUUUGCCGUUUAAAUUGUAAAAUAUGGCUGCUGAAAUUAAACCUGCACCAAGGACACCUAACGACAGGUUUUCCACAACAAAAAAGCCAGCGCUCCUCAAUAAAUUGGAGGGUUGCACCGACGACGUGAACGCGGCGGUGGUGAUCCCUGGCGAAGACGGAGUUAUUAGUGUUUGCGACGAUAAGACAGUCAGAGUAUGGCUCAAAAGAGAUUCUGGCCAAUACUGGCCGAGUAUUUGUCAAUACAUGCCCUCCGGAUGCACAUCAAUGUUCUACACUCCAGAAACAAGACAGCUAUUCAUAGGGCAAGAAAAUGGCACCAUUUCCGAGUUCACACUUGCCACAGACUGUAAUAGGAUAAACCCUACCAGGGAAUACUUGGCGCACACUGCCCGAGUCACAGCCGUGGUGUUUUCCUUGAGCUGUGAGUGGGUGCUGUCAGUUAGUCGAGACAAGCUAUUUUCUUACCACUGCAGUGAAACUGGAAGGAGGAUCGGCGGCUAUUCCUUUGAGGCCUGGUGCACUGCUUUACAGUUCGAUUCACAGUCAAAAUACGCGUUCGUCGGCGACUACAGCGGUCUGAUAACGAUGUUAAAGUUAGAUAAUAACGGUGCAACGCUAGUCACUACGCUAAAGGGACACACUGGUUCAGUACGUGUGUUAAAUUGGGCCCCCAUACCGCAAUUGCUGUUCAGUGGCUCGUUCGACCAGACUAUAAUUGUUUGGGAUAUCGGCGGGCAAAAAGGAACCGCUUAUGAACUACAAGGUCAUAGUAACAAGGUGACGGGGCUAUGGUACGUGGGAGGUUGUCAGCGGCUGGUGUCGUGCGGCGAGGACGGCGCGCUGGGGGUGUGGGAGAUGGGCGUGCAGAGGCGCGAGACGCCCGCCUGGCGCGAGUCCGACCUGUGCCAACUAUGUCGCGCGCCGUUCAUAUGGAACGUGCGCGCUAUGAUGGAGAAGAAGCAGCUCGGUCUUCGCCAGCACCACUGUCGCUGGUGCGGCGCCGCGGUGUGCGGAGCGUGCUCGCCGCAUCGCCUGCCUCUGCCGGUCAUGGGCUUCGAGUUCCCGCAGCGAGUGUGCGCCGCCUGCUACGACACCUUACGCCAUGAACCCCGCGAGUCGCUAGCGUCGUUUCACGAUAUGAAGCACGCGGUCGCGUCCCUUUUCGUGGACGAGGCUACAGGCCGCAUGUGUACCGCGGGCAAGGAUCGCGUUAUUAAGGUGUGGGACAUCAGUGUGCUGCUCGCGCCUGCGCCGAAGCCGGGCACCAGCGAACAGUAGCUGCGACUAACGACCUUAUCGCGACUUACGCAAAGUCGAGAUUCCACUAACCACUCUACGUGUUAAUACGAAUCUGUCCGUCAACGAUUGAUCUAUACUGAAUGUUUAUUCUGUGUAUAAAAAUCGAAAAAAAAGGAAGGAUAAUGUUAUAGAUAUGUACGAAAACAUUAUUUAUUUUUAAGUUAAAAAGAUUUAUUUUACUAUAUUACUUAUUUAGUGCAAGUAACUAUAAAGUUACUUUAACUUUAAUUAUUUAAAAAUAUAAAAAAUAUUUUUCGUCAAUGUUUUGAGCGUUAUUUAGAAUUGCUUCAUUGUCUGAAAUGAAACUAAUUUGUCAUUUAAUUAUAUUAUUGUGUAUAAAAAAUCUUUAAUAUCUAGCCAUUCAUUUGUAUGUAGUUUAAUUAACAUUAAAAAAAGCAUAAGUAUUGUUGAUACUAAUAAAUGUUUUGUGUCUAUUUCAAAAUUUCAAAUAUGUCUUCUUUUUCUUUUGAGUAUUUUUCUUAAUAUGUAAGAUUUUUCCCAAAUGUGUUAAGCAUUUUUUAUUUAUUAUAAUUAUGAAUAAACGUCACUAGUUUAGUUUUAGAUAGAAAUUUAUAUUUUGUCUAUAAAGAGGAUGACCUGUUUUUGAGGAGGAAAAAGAUUGUUGAAAUAGGUAAAUAAAUUUUCUGUUUUGUCAAACUGAACUAUUUUACGCUGGACUUAAUGUACUGAGAGCUUACAAUGCAGAUCUACGUUAUGGCAUAUAGGUACUACUUGUCUAGGCUUUAGAGUCUUUUCUGACGUGCCACAAUCACAGCUGCAAAAAUGUUGCUGGAUGCAAAAUUGUCUGAAAAUAUGAAGUUCCAUUCACACAUACCAUAGUUCGUAGACACAUUAACUGGUAUAUGUGGUCGACAUCUAAUCCAAGACGUGCGAAAUGAUUUUGCUUAACGUUUCUGAUACGAACCACUAAGGUGUGGAAUGCGUGCACGCAUUUUUGCCACUGUGUUGUCAUAUACGUAGGGUUUUUAAUACUAUAACAUAGAUAAUGCGCGCCGCAUACUAACGGAGUAGAUUUGAGCAACUUGAACUCAGCUUUACUUGGGUUUAAUGAAAAAAAAAAAAUACGGAGGAGUUACAACAUGGUGUUGUUCAAGGGGCGGAUCAAUAAAUUCCUGAAAGGCUGGCAACGCUUUGCGGUUCCUCUGGUAUUGCAAAUGUUCAUGGGCGGCGGUAAUCACUUAACAUCAGGUGAAUCGCCUGUUCGUUUGCUCGCUAUUUUUAUUUUAAAAAAGAGACUAAAAUCUCUUAUUGACACCUGGCACGCCGCCGCCACAUCUUAUAAGCAAGCGCGCUCCAUCUUAGGCUGCAUCAUCACUUGCCACCAGGUCUGAUUGCAGCCAAGCGCUAGGCUAUAAAUCAAAAUAUGUCAAAUCCGAGUUCAGUUUGCUCCAUUCCACUCUGUAAGUGUGUUAUUGCCUUACGUCCUAGCGAUCGUGAUCGAUGAAAAAUUGAAUGUGAAUCGAAUAAAAUAUACCCAUUUUUUCGCCUUAUUGAAUGUCAUGUAGGUAAUUCUUGUAAUGUUGAUGUUUUUCAUAAUUAUAUUUGUCACUGUUUACAUUCAUAAUAUAAUGUAAAGUUAAAAGGUCCAACGAAUGUUUUUUUGGUAACAUUUAGUUAUUUUUUUCAUCUUAAAGUAAGACUGAAUCUUUCAAGAUAAUAAUUUAUAAAGAGGUCUUGGAAACUAGUUGUGCGUAACUUUCUAGUGUAGUUGUUACAGUAAAUAUUAAUCGUAUAUUGAAAAAAAAAUAUAUUAUUGUCUUAGAAACCUUGUUUUUAUAGACGCAAAAUUCCCUUGUUAAAAUGGUUGUAAUUGCUUAAUUCGUGUACACUGUACAGAGUAUACUUUCCAAACCUGCAAAGAAAACAGUCUUGAACCUGCAAAAAAAAGAAGUUUGACAGUUUCAAUCGAGGCUAAGCAUCUCGCCUUAUCACAUUGCUAUCAGAACCGUGAUUAUCGACUGAACGUAUCGUGGGAUAAAAGACAAGAAGAAGUAUGGUAUGCUUGUUACAACCACACACCCGAUACUCCAUACAAGCGAAUCAAUCUAAUGACCUAUUAUACUGUCUGUCUGUCUGUGUGCACACGAUUUGUAUAUGUGGGUAUCGGUAGGGCUAAGGUCUGAGCGAAGUCAAUUGAGCGGGACAAGGGAUAUCAGUGCUGCUCGCUCCCCUGACGAUAAGAUCAGAAUAUUUACGCUAGUAUGGCUGUGCUAAUAGCGGUGCCACUGUGAUAAAAUGGCGGGAAGCUGUGAUUGUCGCUUUUUUACUCAUACUUAUCCACGGAAAGAAGUUAGGGCUCUCUCUAAUGCUCCCAUACAAAUGACAGAGACGAAAAUUUCAGUGGGUGUCAACCAUGUUGAGUCACCAACCAAAGACAAAUAUGUUUUCAAAAAUCAUUCGGAAUUCAAUUCGAAAACAUGGUUUCGUUUGUGAUUGGUUGGCGACUCAAAAUGGUUAACGCCCAUUGGGAUUUUGUCGCUGUCAUUUGUAUGGGGCUACGUAACAGAGAGAGCCCUAUUCCUACUAACUUAGUUCCGUGGAUUAGUGCAUAGGUCAAUCAGAGGACGCAAUGUCCGUCACAUUGUAGCUGUCAAACUUUGGCCUGGUUUUAAUAUCUUUACAAAUAGGGGCCUUACUACCAUUGUUUAAAGAGUAAUGUUUUAAUAUUGUUUUGACAUUUUCAUAUAAAACUUGUAUGAAACUGUCAAAACAAUAUUUAAACAUCAAUACUUUAAGCGGUGGUAGUCGGGCCCCAGGUCACUAAUGUAAACCACCUAUAAAGUAGAUCACCAAUAAAUCAUUGUUUACAAGUCUGUAAAUUGAUGCUGUGAAAAAAUAAAUAUUUGCUAAAAGUAAACGGUACACUUAAUGAAAUAUUAGACUAAAAUACUUAACUACAACCAUUUCAAAAAUUCAUGUAAAAACAAACUAAUUCGGUACAGGUAACUAAAGCGUGGAUGAAAUAAUUUAUUAUUAAAUAAUUGUGUGUUCAUAAAAUGCUAUUUAACCCGUGUCCGGGACACGUAGGUAUAUCAGACCAAAAAAAUUGUGGUCUCUUUAAAAUAUUAAAAGAAGACUAUACUUACUUAUUUACGUAUAAGGAUUUGCUUGUUUUUAUUUUAAUGUUUAUCAAAGAACAAAGUAAAAUAGUGUGUGAAAAUUGUUUCACCACUAACCAUAGGUUUAUACCUUUAUACAUACAUACCUAAAUUAUGUAUGAAUUUUCCUUAAGAAAUUAUUUUUUUCUUUUAGUUUAUCAUUUACAUAGCAGUUUAUUAAUUGUACGUCAAAUUAGGCUGGAAGGGAAUAAAAACAAUGACCAAGCUGAUAUUCAGUGACGCUAUCUUAGAUUUUUGUACUGCAUACGUAACAAAUUCAACUCGCGUUGAUCCCACUGCCAACUGCGCUUCACUUCGAUUCAGAGUUCUGCAGCUAUUAAAAUUGAUCAAUCGAAAACAGAUACCUAGUUAUAUCAAAUAGUUUUAUCUGACCAUUGCUCCAUUUUUGUAUUUACUACCUACCACAAUAAAUUAAAGUUAGAGACAGGAAACGCAAAUUAAACUCGUCUGGCUUUUGGAUCGACGCUUUUUGGAUCACUUUUCUGUAACUCGAAAAAUAAUUAUGUUUUUCAGUCAGUAAUAAUUUUUUUUUAUUCUAAAGCAAAAAGCAUAGUCAUACAUACUUGCAAUUUAACCUGUUACAACGAUUAUUAUAUGUUUGUGAUUUAAGAUUAUUUUUAACAUAUAAAAUACGUUAUAAAUCAAUUAGUUGCGGCCUUGCACUAUGAAACUGGGUGGUGCACUAUGGAAAAUCGAGGUCUGUUUCGGAUCAAAAAUCGAUAACUUUUUUAUUACAAAUGAUAACACUGAAAUUUUGCACUAAUAUAGAUGAAUAUAUAAGCCUUGAAAUGUAAUGUGUUUUUUAUUUAAUUUAUUUUAAUAAAAUAUAUCAAAAAUUAUGGGCUCAAUGCGGUAAGCCGAAAAUUUAAUGUUUUUGGUAUUAAACUUUUGUAAAGAAUUCGACGUACAAUCUAUUUUUGCCCAACCGGUUGCAGUAAUGUCUCAAGUACGUACAAAAAUUAUGCGUAGUUUAAAUGUGUCUAACUUCAUCAACGUUCAAUUGUCAACGUUUAAUAUGGUGGGUUAUUUUUGGUCCUACACUCCUUUGACAAAAAAGGGUAUCUAUACAAAUUAACUGGACGAGGAGUUUGCAUAGCGUUCUCUUGGUCUUCAUAGCACUCGCAUGCGUCAGCCCCCGCCACAUAGGAAAUCAGAAGAAAUCAGAGCUUCAUUAGAAGUACCCUACUCCAGUUCGUGCCCCAGAAUUUCCCGUAAAUCUCAAACGGGCAACCAAGGCUCACAGAGUAACUUAGGCUGAAAUCUAUAAAGCGCACUUUGACUUUGCUCGGACUUAAGAUUGAGUUAAAACGAGACAGAUUUAUGUGAGAGAUAUAGCUCUGUCUCGUUUUAACUCUGUCUUAAGUCUAAGCAAAGGCAGAGCGCGCUCUAUAGGUAGAUCUCACCCUUAGACCCUUAGCUGGCCACCGACUACGUACUUUGGCAGCUAGAAGCCUCCUACUCACUGUCCAUAGAUUAAGAUUAACUUGAACUCCCUUUACUCCUAGGUUUUUUUGAGGUCCAUUUAGGUGUAUUCUUACGGUUUCUUAACACCUGACUCCAGUUAAGAAUGAUAUCCAAAGGUUUUUAGAUCGACUCAGCCUCAGCGAUCUUGGUUCUUGCAAGACCAUAUGUAUCGUCGUUUUUAACCGACUUCAUAAUCUAGAGCAAUUCUUCGAGCUCGUGCUGUGAGUUGUGACACUAUUGCAAUUUAUACUUGUGACGUUAUUGCACUGCGCGGCUGAGCUUGGGAGUUGAUCUAUUGUAAUAUUUCUGUUAAAUAUGUAUUAAGUAAUAUUUGAUUAUAUGUAUUUGCUAAUAAAUCCUUUAAUAUCAAGUAAUUAAAAUAACGUCAUAUAAUAUUCAUAAUUCAACCAAAUGAUUCUUUAAAGGUUGUCGCAUUUUUCAUUUAGUCUUUUAAUAUUAAUUAAACAAUUUGCUGUCGUGAACAUAAAAAUAUUUGAUUUCCUGUCUGUAAAAAUUAUACCUACAUUUUCUAAAGUUUUUUUGAAGUCAGUUAAAUAUAUCAUUUUUUCAAAUUCUAUGAAAAUAUAUUAUGUACAGUGAAAACUUGAUGUAAAUCGCUUGGGUAUUGAACUUAUUAUUGGUAUAACUAAUGAGUGUAUAAAGUAUAUUUAAUUAUAGUAGGUAAAACUAUUUAUACAAAACUUAUGUCCGGUGUGGACCAACUGAUUAAUUAAGUUCGUCUAAAAAAUUGUAUAUCUAAAAUAGAUCUAUAGCAGCACACCCGGAUACUUGUCUGUAUGCUCGAUCUAACCUGACGCAAUGAAUGUUACUUUUAAGUCUUGCACACAUUAAGACGGAAGGCUAUGGAUUGGUUUGUAGGGUUAGUACGAACUUUGAAAACUCAUCAACGUUGAUAGAACAUCGAACGUCGAAACACUACGAAGUAAAAUCAACCGAUGAAUGUCGGAAAAAUCCUAAAAUUGAUGACUAAACGAACUGUGAAGUUCUAUUUUAAUUAUGAGUCGCUUCAUUCAAAGAUAUAAUCAUAAGUUGGAAUCAUAAGUUAAAACAUUAUAUAUCUUCGAAUUGAGCGACGCAAAUUAUAGCUAUGAUAGAACUCUACAGAUAAGUCCGUUUUCAAUAAAAUUUAAAUCACGGUAUUUGCAUGGCUGAGAAUUCUUAGUCCCUGGUAUGUGCGGGAUCACGCAGGACGCUGAAAGUCUAGUGAAAUUACGAAUUAUUAUUGUAACAAGUUCACAAUGUUGAAAAUGUGGAUAUUGGUAAUGCUUCAAAACAUUCCUAAUUAUUCAAAGAAGUACAUUUAUUGACGUCACGUGUAGUACUUAUGACGAACAAAGGCUGUUGCCACAUCUACGCGAUCGAUGUAGAUCAAUGCCGUCGAUCGGUAGUACGUUGUAUCAAUUCUUAGGUAUGGCGUGAUUUUUUGGGGAAAUGGCACUGAUGUGAAUAGAGCCUUCAUCACCCAAAAAAAAUGUAUACGUGCUAUGUGCGGCGCUGCACCUCUGGCCAGUUGCAGACCAUUAUUUAAAAAGUUAAAAUUACUACCGUUUCCUUGUUUAUAUUUGAAAUCUGUUGCUUCGUUAAAAAACACAAGACAUUAUUUACAAUUGCAAGCAAUACAUAUUAUGAUCAUACUCGUAGCAAUAGAAAUCCUGAUCGUUUAGUUUUGAACUAUAUACCUAGGACUUAGUAUUUUGUAAAAAUUGUGUUAUGUUGUGUAUUAAAAUAUUUAACAAAAUCCCUAAUAACAUCAAAUUAUUGCCUUUAAAUAGAUUCAAAACUGGACUGUUUAAAUGGCUUAACAUGGACAAUUUUUAUGAGCUUAAGGAAUUUUUUGAUUUAAAAUUGAGUAGGUAAUAUGGACUUUUCACGCACGUACGUAAUUUGCACGCCAUUCCAUGGCAAAUGUGGUGAUACCAAAACGAAUUUGUAAUAACUAUUUUAACCUGCAUUUAAGCAAAUAAAAUUGAUUUGAUUUGAUUUGUUUCGAUCGAGGACAUCGAUGGACGUCGUCGAAUGGAUGUGGUAACACGCAAAGACUUGCGUACAUUCCGGCAGUUCGCAUAUGCAUCGAACAUAUUUUCAACAAUUAAGUUCGUAUGAAACGAAUAGUCGGCGACUUUUCGCAAUACUGCCCGUUGUGAUAUGCGCAUGGCUUUACUGUCUUUCAAUACCUAUUCGAAUUUUUUAUUGAGAUUAAGGCUACCUAUCCACCGGAGCGGAGAAGAUUAGAAACGUACCAACCAAAUUAUAUUGAGAGACGUUAUCUACGUUUAGUUACGUCUAUCAAUAAUCUGAUCGGUUGGUCUAAUGAAUUACCUCCGCCCCGUUUUGUUAUAAUGGAUAAGAAGCCUUAGCGAAGAAAAGAAUAAAAUUAACUUGUAGAUAAAAAUUUGGAAUAAUUAAAAAUAGCGUUUAUUGAAUAUAGGUAAAUGUAUAAAAUAUUAAAGGCUUUUUGAUUCGUUGCCAAACAUAUAUUUUUAGAUAUACGAUUUGUGAAUCUAAUAGUCUUGGCUGGACUAGUCUCAAUCGCAGUUUGACUAUUAUUAUUAUUUAAAAUUAAUUCUUGAGUUAUGUUAUACCUACAGGGUUAUUUCUAAAAUACAGAAAUGUUCUGAGCGGUGAAUAUUUGAUAUUAUUAAAACAAAGAUUUUUUUAAGUAUUUUAAGUUGCAAGGGUGUGGUAGGUACCAAAUUUUUUUUUUGUUAUUGAGCUUGUUUAUUUUCCAACAUAAAAUCAAGAAUCAAUACCAAAAACUCUGCGUUGCUACUUGCUACAUGUAAGUAGAACAUUCACGUGGAGUCUAAAAAAAUAUUUCCAUUUAGAAUUAUUUUUAUAUUUUAAACAGAAAUUGUUGGUUUUCACCAUCCAUGGCAUGAGAGUACCUAAGCUACUUUAUUAUAACCUUGUAGGUAUAGUUCGUCAAAUUCGCAUCAAAUCAACCAUGUAAGUAUAAAAUGUCCUUUACAAUCAGAGAUUGCACUUUAAUGAAUUUGACGGACUAUAUUAAUUUAAUGAAUAGUACCUACCUAAUUAAUAUUUCUAAGGUAUUCUAUUUUGUUAUUAUCUAUGGUUCGGAUAAAAGAUAUAUUAAAAAAAAAUACUUUUAUGUUAAAGAUAAAAUAUUUUUUUAUUCACGGAGCUUAAUAUUGUGUUUGUAAAUUAACACUGUAAGAUAAAAGUCACUGUGUAAUUAUUAGCUGUAUGUCAUCUACAUAGGUCGCUUAAAGUUUUUAUGCCAAUAAAAUGAAUAAAUUAAA